Messenger RNA from Nicotiana attenuata, 1110 nucleotides. Its product is annotated as probable prefoldin subunit 5. The transcript has 4 exons. The coding region runs from base 116 to 571 and encodes 151 amino acids. Gene Ontology annotation, biological process: regulation of DNA-templated transcription; protein folding. Gene Ontology annotation, cellular component: cytoplasm; prefoldin complex. The record is from RefSeq and is a predicted model, not a curated record. Lineage: Eukaryota; Viridiplantae; Streptophyta; Magnoliopsida; Solanales; Solanaceae.
CAUAAAUCAAUGACAAACAGAGGACGCAGCUAGUAAAAACUACUCGCUGUUCUCAAGACUUGAGAAGCACAGUUAAAACCAGAGAAGGGUUUCUGACGAAGGUGGAAAUCAGGAAAUGGCGUCAGGGGGAGGAAGAACACUGGAAAUAGAGAAGAUGAGCGUAGAGCAACUAAAGGCACUGAAGGAACAAGCCGAUCUAGAGGUGAACCUACUUCAAGACAGCCUCAACAACAUCCGCACUGCAACUACUCGCCUCGAAAUCGCCUCUAAUGCCCUUCAAGAUUUAUCUCUCCGCCCUCAAGGGAAGAAAAUGUUGGUGCCUUUAACAGCGUCUUUAUAUGUGCCGGGGACCCUAGAUGAUGCUGAUAAGGUUUUGGUAGAUGUUGGCACUGGAUAUUUUAUCGAGAAAACCAUGACUGAAGGAAAAGAUUACUGUGAGCGGAAAAUCAACCUGCUAAAGUCCAACUACGAGCAGCUUCUUGAUGUUGCAACGAAGAAGAAAAGUAUUGCUGAUGAAACUGGUGUGAUCUUGCAAGCUAAAUUGAGACAACUUGCUCCUCCAGCACAAUAAAUCACAUUUUUUUUCCGGGGUGGGGGUGUGGGGUGUGGGGUGGGGGUGGGUGGGUGGGUUGCCUACUUACAAGGUAUUUAAAAAUGAUUUCUGUCGAGUUGCCUUUGUUGAUAACUCAACGAGUUCAUGCACCUCAGACUUAAUGAGCACCAAAUUCUGUCUAAAUUAGUAUUGCUUUAGUAGAAGUUCAACAAGUGUUUAUUCCUCCAGUUCACCCACACUUUUCCCCUGUUCUUUGCCUUUUCGCAAGAAGUGGAUGCUUGAUCAUCUGUGUCGUUGUAGCAACAUUGGUUGAUGACUCAAAAGUUAUGAUUUACCUUGGAAUGUACUUUAGUGAGUGAAGCCAUGAUGCAGUUCUACUUAUACUGCAACUCAAGUUUCGAAUUCAACUAAUGUAUGUGUGUUUUGAUGAGGAAAGGUGUUGGUACAUUAAACUUGUGAACUUAAACAAGGAUUCUCUAAUAUCAUCACGGAGGGAAUUCUUGUAGAUUCCUCCCUGCCCAUGAUAUCUGAUCCUUUCAUUAUUGUUGUUAUUGUUA